Cantharellus anzutake is the source of this 1161-nucleotide messenger RNA. RefSeq lists its product as uncharacterized. The coding region runs from base 331 to 939 and encodes 202 amino acids. The record is from RefSeq and is a predicted model, not a curated record. NCBI's taxonomy places the organism in Eukaryota, Fungi, Basidiomycota, Agaricomycetes, Cantharellales, Hydnaceae. The transcript is spliced from 2 exons.
CUGUUGUCGAGACUAAAAAGGCUAGGAACGGACGGAGUAACGGAAGUACGACCAAGCCAAAACGGAAAGCCACGUCUAUAUCUUCAUCGAAAUGCACGAAAACUGCUCACGAAGAUUCAGGCACUGAUGGUGCUGAGCGUACUGAGGAAAGAUAUGAAGAUGUUGAUGGCUCUGAGGAGAGCAGGAGCGGCUCAGAGUCCAGCAUCCCAGUCGCCAAUAUGCGUCCCAACCCGUCCCCAGUCAGCGAGGCAUUCUAUGGGUCCAGCGCUCGACCUGCACCUUUCCGUCGCCCCAUUGAUCAAGAUAUAGAUCCACGGCUGAGUAGCAAUUAUGAGGCGUAUAUCUACGACGGGACACAUAGCCGAUCCAAACUUAGUUCGACCAGGGCAUCAGGAAUGGAUGAACAAGAUGGCGAAGACGUGGACGGCGAACGAGGCCCAUACGAAUCACGGUCAGUGCCUCUUUUGGGUCAGGUCGAUUGCCUAUCUCUUACUCUUGUAUAGAUCUGAGGAUGCGUAUCAACCACUCGCAUCCCAUUAUACCCAUCAUGUAUACCCUUCCACACACGACCCUACAUCUCGGGCAUAUUUACACCUUCCUCCUCCGCCUGGUCGUGGGACAUACCAAUACUCCCCCGCUCACAGGAAUCAAGUUCAUCCCCAUCAUUCGGUCAUCCAACCUUAUCCUUAUCCGAUGGCCCCUGACGUUCCACUCUACACCGCUAACCCUUCGCCGCAAAUGCCUCAUGCCCAAGUAGGUUACUCUUCCGGACCGUCCGGGCCCCCACUCCACUCCCGUACGCCGACACAUUUGAACGGACACGGAAGUGGCCGAAGGGAAGAUGAUCGGAGUUCAAAUAGGUCGAGGCGGUCAUCUGUCAGUGAUCGCGGCUUCAACCCUGGGAGCGACGAGUGGACAACGGAAAAAAUGUGGGAGUAGAUGGUAUUUUAUUUUGUGACUAUGUGGCCUUCCUUUCUUCUUGCUGCGUUUAGAAUCAUUUCUUUCUUCUGAGAGGUUAUUAGAACAUCCUCAUCUAAUCCUUAUUCGGACAAAUCUUGUUUCCUUGUUGUUGGUGGCGAAUGUGCGUAAAUUGUGGGCGUUUUAGCUGUAUGCAUGAAGUGUAUGCUAUGUGAUCUAUGUGACCUGUGGACCUGUGACUUG